UGCGGGACUUCGCUUCGCGCGGGGCGCUGCCGAGGCUCCGGAGAGGCGCGCACGCUCGUUUAUUUUGAUUCGGUGCGCUUGUUUUUGUUUACACGCCGCCGGCGCUUCACUUUCGCCCGGAAGGGACGGGGAAGGCCGAGUCAAAAGCUUCGCGGACCCAGCCACCCAGCCAGCCAGCCAGCGCGCUGCCUCCGUCCUCCUUCGUUGGUCUGCUAUUUUAAUUUUUUCUGCGAGAAUUUUUUCCCCCACCCUCGUCUUUUUGGGGGGCAGCGCGAGCAGAUUAGAUAUUUCGGACCUGCCGGGGUUUCUAUCUACCCCGCUCCCUCCCUCCAUCCUUUUACCCAGGCCACAGUCGCCCUCCUCCUGCCCUUUUACGACGGGGGGAGGGAGGGAGGAGGAGGAGGAGAGCGAGCGAGCGAGCCAGGAGCAGCCGAGAUUGGAGCUUCCCGACCGUUUUGCCAAAGAUAUAAAUAUGGACCAAGCGGGCUCAGCUCGGGCCUGUUAACCAAGAGGCGAGGGAGCCGGCCUUCGGUGGAGGAGUCUGGAAACGCUCGGGGGUCUCCGGAGCAGGGCGCCCCGUUGGCAGAGGGGCUGCCUUUCCUGCCGGCUCCUUCUCUACGACCUGACUUUUUGGGCGGGGGCGGCGGGAGGCCUCCAAGCCCUCUCGGAGCUGGGACAGCCAUGCAGGCUCGUUACUCCGUCUCGGAUCCCAACGCUCUGGGAGUGGUACCCUAUUUGAGCGAGCAGAAUUACUACCGGACGGCGGGCACCUAUGGAGGCAUGGCCGGCUCGCUGGGGGUCUACGCCGGCCACCCGGAGCAGUACGCGGCCGGUUUGGGACGCUCGUACGGGCCCUACCCGGGCCACCAGCCGGUCCAGGCUCCGAAGGACCUGGUGAAGCCUCCUUACAGCUACAUCGCGCUGAUCACCAUGGCCAUCCAGAACGCGCCGGAGAAGAAGAUCACGCUCAACGGCAUCUACCAGUUCAUCAUGGAGCGCUUCCCCUUCUACCGGGAGAACAAGCAGGGCUGGCAAAACUCCAUCCGCCACAACCUCUCGCUCAACGAGUGCUUCGUCAAGGUGCCCCGCGACGACAAGAAACCGGGCAAAGGCAGCUACUGGACGCUGGACCCCGAUUCCUACAACAUGUUCGAGAACGGCUCCUUCUUGCGCCGCCGGAGGCGCUUCAAGAAGAAAGACGUCUCCAAGGACAAGGAGGAGGCCCCGCGGGAGAAGCACCACAAGGAGCCGAUCAAGGCUCCUUCCGAACUGGCUAAGGAGCUGCCCCCGGCUUCGGCGCCCGUCCCGGCUUCGUCGGACAAGAAAGUGGUCAUUAAAAGCGAGGCCUCUUCGCCCGAGCUGCCCGUCAUCACCAAAGUGGAGACGCUCAGCCCGGAGAGCGGCAGCGGCCUGCAGGAUAGUCCGCGCAGCGUGGCCUCCACGCCCUCGCUUUCCACCGAGGGCUCUUUGCCCGGCGAGCCCCACCAACCCCACCCUCACCCGCACCACCACCCGGCCGCCGGCGCCAACGGCUUGCCGGGCUUCAGCGUGGAGAACAUCAUGACCCUGCGGACUUCUCCGGGCGGCGAGCUGAGCCCCGUGGGCAGGACGCCGCCGGGCCUUUGCGCCUCCUCUUUGCCUCUGGGCUACGGCCAGGCGCCCGCCUCGUCCAUCUACAGCCAGGCCUGCAGCCAGGGGGGUUUGGGCGAGGCCGGGGGCAGCUACCAAUGCAGCAUGCGCGCCAUGAGCCUCUACACGGGCGAGCGCAACGCGCAUCUCUGCGGCGCCGGGCCGCUGGAAGAGGCCGCCGCUUCGCUGUCGGAGCCCCCGUCCCAAGUGGUCAACGGCGCCCCCUCGCCCCUGGCCGGCCUGAAUCUGGCGCAAGGGGGCCAGCAGCAACAGCAGCAGCAACAGGAGACCUCCCUGCCUCCCAGCAACCACCACCAUCAGCCCCCGCAUCACCACCAACACCAUCAUCCACUCCCGCAUCACCAAGCCCCGGGGCAAGCAGCCGCCGCGGCCGCCGCGGCCGCCGCCGCCUCCUGGUACCUCAACCACGCGUCGGAGAUCAACCAGCCUCUCCCCAGCCACACCUUCGGCGCCCAGCAACAGAGUUUCCCCAACGUGCGGGAAAUGUUCAACACCCACCGGCUGGGAUUAGAGACCUCGACGGCGCUGAACGAGCAACAGGUGAGCCCCUCCACCUGCGAGCUGUCCUACCGGGCUCCGCCCUCCAUUUACCGCCACUCCGCCCCUUAUUCCUACGACUGCGCUAAAUACUGACCGGCCUCCGGGUUAAAAGCAGACAGACAGACAAACAGAGAGACAGAGAGACCCGGGAAAGGGGGCCUCGCCCCCAACUCAGCAGGCGGACUAUAGAAGGAAAAUUAGGCCUCUGUUUUUUUAAAAAAUUAGUUGGGGAAAGCCAACCAAAUUGACUCUGGUUUUUUUCUCUCUCUCCCCAAAACAGAUUUACGGGCAAAAAGAAAGAAAGGACAAAAAAAAAAAAAAAACCGCCCCUCCCCCAUUUUCCCGUCCAAAGUCAAUAAAAAGGACCCUAAAAUUCGAUUCCCCCCCCCCCCACGACUCAUCUUUCCAGUCCAGUUAUUUCUGUUCGGGAGUGGGGGGAGUAAAACAGCCAACACUAGAAACGAAAAAAGAGCAACGUGAGGUGGGUGCGGGCUUUUUUGAACAGAAAUAUUAUUAUUAAUAAUAAUAGAUGAGUCAAAAACGGAUAUUAAAUAUGUUGGCGAUCGUGGGCAAUAUAAAAUCACUGAUUCCACAAGGACGGUUUAUACAUUUUUGAAAAGGGGAGAAUAAUAAUGGAUAUGCUAUAUAAAUAUAAAUGUAUAUGUCUUGGUAAAACUUGGUUGGUUUUGUUUUAAGGAGGGGAUUAUUCCAUUUAUCGUGUUGUAAAUAUGUGUGGAUUUUGAAUUAGGCUUCCGUGGAGGGCCGUUAAUAUAAUAUUUAAAGUUGAGGUCACUGGAUUAUUCCUCUCUCAGCCCCCCCUCUCCCCACAGCUGCCAAAUGAAUUAUACUUUUCCUCUUAUUUCUUUAGUUUUAUGUACAAACUUCCAUUAAAAAACCCCUCCUUUUUAAAGUUAGUCUUUUUAUAUAUAUAAAAAUAAUUUAUUUUUCCCUUCCUUGUUGAAUAUUUCCUGCCUCCCAAAAGUGGAAUAAGAAGAAGAAGAGGUGAGGGUGGGAAAACCAAAUGUUUUUUUUUUCUCUUUUAAAGUGGGGAAAGAGGUGAGAUUUAUUUUAUUUUUCUUGUAAAAUAGAGUCCCCUUUCCAAUUUAUUCCCCCCCCCCCCUUUGAGCCUUUCCAAAGUCAUCGCUUUGAUUUUAUGUGGUCUUUAAAUUGUUGUAUUCAAUCUCUUGGACAAAUAAGAAUAAUAAACCCGUUGCUGUUUAUUUCUCCUUUGAAACAAAA
Molecule: messenger RNA, 3429 nt
Organism: Pantherophis guttatus
Lineage: Eukaryota; Metazoa; Chordata; Lepidosauria; Squamata; Colubridae
Gene: FOXC2
Product: forkhead box C2
Biological process (GO): regulation of transcription by RNA polymerase II; cell differentiation; anatomical structure morphogenesis
Molecular function (GO): DNA-binding transcription factor activity, RNA polymerase II-specific; RNA polymerase II cis-regulatory region sequence-specific DNA binding
Source: RefSeq, a predicted model, not a curated record